Messenger RNA from Coturnix japonica (Japanese quail), 3057 nucleotides. RefSeq names its product sphingosine-1-phosphate receptor 1 (gene S1PR1). NCBI's taxonomy places the organism in Eukaryota, Metazoa, Chordata, Aves, Galliformes, Phasianidae. Gene Ontology annotation, molecular function: sphingosine-1-phosphate receptor activity. The record is from RefSeq and is a predicted model, not a curated record. Gene Ontology annotation, biological process: G protein-coupled receptor signaling pathway. Gene Ontology annotation, cellular component: membrane.
GGAGCUGUGCCGCCGGACUCACCCCUCCGGCUUUGCUCCGUUUGCUUUGUAAUUUGACGGCUCUGAACGCUCUUUUUCUCCUGCCUGAUUUCACACCUUUAAUUCUUUUUAAGUGUCUACUAGAAAGCGCCUGUACGUAAAGGGAGUUCCCUCUACAUCUGCAUUCCUUAAUCGUAUUUGUUUUCAAAGCUUACGAUGCUAAUUAUUUGCAACACAAAGUUCUUUUUGCCGUUCCUUUGUGUCAGACCCACAGAACAGGUUGCUGUGCGGGCUGUUAAGUACUUGUCUCGUUUCUCUCUACUUCUCCCAGCUCCUUAACGCCCGUCCGUGCUGCUCGGCUGCUGUGCCUCUCCUGUUUACAGCUCUGGAUGCUCUCUCGCACAUGGAUGAAUUACCUUUAGCACAGUAAAUUGUUUCCCAGCCCCUCCCGAAACGUGUUCAGACUUUCAGAACGGAGGAUUGCUGCUUGUGAGCGUGUGCGGGGAGCUGCGGGGCCACCACGGGUUUGUGCUCUGUGUCUGGCGGCACCAUGAGCUCCGGCACCACCGCCCCAAUGAGGGUGGUCAGCAGCCUCGCCAACACCGACGUCAACUAUGUCAUCAAAGAGCACUAUAAUUACACGGGGAAGCUAAAUGAGAAUGCGGACAGUGGAAUAAAAGUGACGUCGGUGGUUUUUAUCAUCAUUUGCUGCUUUAUAAUUUUGGAGAACAUUUUUGUCUUGCUCACCAUCUGGAAAACCAAGAAAUUUCACAGACCAAUGUACUAUUUCAUUGGGAACCUGGCUCUUUCAGACUUGCUGGCUGGCGUGGCUUACACUGCCAACCUCCUGCUCUCCGGACACAAAACUUACAGCCUCACUCCUUCCCAGUGGUUCGUAAGGGAGGGCAGCAUGUUUGUCGCCUUGUCAGCUUCUGUGUUCAGCUUGUUGGCCAUCGCCAUUGAGAGAUACAUCACCAUGCUGAAGAUGAAGCUCCACAAUGGCAGCAACAGCUUCCGCUCUUUCCUGCUGAUCAGUGCCUGCUGGGUUAUCUCUGUGAUACUUGGAGGACUCCCGAUCAUGGGCUGGAACUGCAUCAGCCUCUUGUCAAACUGCUCCACGGUGCUGCCGCUCUAUCACAAGCACUAUAUUCUGUUUUGCACCACAGUUUUCACCGGCCUUUUGCUUUCUAUUGUUGUCCUCUAUUGCAGGAUCUACUCCAUGGUGAGGACUAGGAGCCGUAGGCUGACAUUUCGGAAAAACAUUACCAAAGCUACCAGGAGCUCAGAAAAGUCACUGGCCUUGCUCAAGACAGUAAUCAUAGUCCUGAGUGCCUUCAUUGCUUGCUGGGCUCCCUUGUUCAUCCUGCUUUUAUUGGAUGUGGGCUGUAGAGUGAAGACCUGCCCGAUCCUGUAUAAAGCAGAGUAUUUCUUAGUGCUGGCCGUGCUCAAUUCAGCCACGAACCCUAUCAUCUACACCUUAACAAACAAAGAAAUGCGGAGGGCUUUCAUCAAGAUUCUGUGCUGCUGCAAAUGUCCCCCCACAGACUCUGGGACUAAAUUCAAGAGGCCGAUCAUCGGAGGGAUGGAGUUCAGCCGGAGUAAGUCGGACAAUUCCUCCCACCCGCAGAAGGAGGAAGGCGACCGUCCUGAAACCAUCAUGUCUUCAGGCAACGUUACCUCAUCUUCUUAGGAGUGACCAUGGAGGUGUGUUUAGAGCCUUCCUCUGAAACUGGGAGCUGAGGCACCUCCUGCUCGCUGCAGCAGUGCUGGGCUGAGGAGCGAGUAGCAUUAGUUCUAACGAGGCCAAUGGUGCGCUUGCGAGGCCGGAGUUCAAGAAAUGGGACACGCUGUUCUGGCUCGAAAAUCCAUUUCCCUGGAGCAUGUUUUGUCUUUGCACUGAGGCGGCUCAGGAUUGUCAGGCGCAUUCAUAUCCUGAAAUCUCCUUAGUAACUAUGAAAGACUGAUGCCUUGGGGAAGUGAUGCCUGGUGUGUGCAAGAGAAUGAGAGUGGGGGAAGAGGCAGAGGGAGAAUGAAUCUUUUUUUUUUUCUUUUUCUUUUCCCCGUGAGAAGAAUGUGAAGUUAUUUUUCCUUUACUUGCAGCAAACCACUGACACAAAGCUCUUUCUGUACUGGGUUUAGCGAUGGCUCGUAUAGUUGGUCAGAAGUGUUUGUUUAACACAUAACAAGGAAAGAGAUGGUGUACAGGUAUAAUUUAUACCGCGGUCAACCAUAAUUUGACAUCACUUUCCAGAGUUUUUAGUUAAAUAGUAAGGUUUUAUUUGCAGGGUCCAAAGCUGUUGGAGUUUAAUUUAGCAAGAUCAUAGCUGUGAAUUUUUGUUGGUGGUCCUUAUUACAUUUGAAGACCAAGAGCCAGGCUCUGUAGUUACACUCCCUUGUACUAUUCCAUGACUGCGUCAGGUUUCAUGGAGUCGCUCAGAGCAGCGUUUGGCCCCAUGCCUUGUUUGCCAUGUUAUAUAGCAUUAAAUAAGCUGCAUUAUCGUGACAAAAUGCAAGGUAGAACUGAAGGUCACUUCUUGUAAAGAUGACGGAGAGUGAAUCUAGUAGAUUAAAAUACUGCUGACAACAGCAGGAUUUUUAGUGAGGUGAAAAGAGCUAAAAGCUGAAGGCAAAGGUUAGAGUCAGGUGAGAAAGGCAAAAGGUAAACAUCGGUCAUAUCAUCUGAAAAGAAAGCCUUGAGUUUCAGAAAAGUAAGAUUUCAAGUGAAAUGACUGUAGAUAAAUGCACUUCUGUAACAAAAAGCAACACAUUUUGGCACAUUCUAUUAAUGUUCAUAAUUGCAGGAAAUAUGUUUGUAUUAUAUCAGUUCACGGCUUCGUGGGAGAAGUGCUUGUCGUUAAAAUGAAUGUAUUGUUUUACAGUAUCGUUUUUACUUCUCUGGUUUUCUAACCUGUGCUAAUGGGGUUGAAUGUGUACAAUGUAAAUAAGUUAAUGAGAUACAGGAGUCUUCACGCACCUCGAGUAUUACUGUAACAAAAGUGGUAUAUCUGGGGUAGCUGAGAGCAACUGACUGAUUUACAGUUAUGGACAACUCCUAGAAGUGGUAUUUUGUAAAAAAAA